Messenger RNA from Paramecium primaurelia, 3606 nucleotides. The record is from the annotation of a GenBank genome assembly. NCBI's taxonomy places the organism in Eukaryota, Ciliophora, Oligohymenophorea, Peniculida, Parameciidae.
AUGAGUUCUGGAAGUGAGAAGUUGGAUUAGGUUCAUUAACAUCAUUUGAUGGCUCCUUUGAAACCUUUCUUUCCUAAUUAGAAUAUGGAAGAUAAGAGAAUCAGAACUGCAGCAAGAGAAUUUCAUGAUUUUCUAAAGGAAGCAAUAGAUGAAGAACAUUAACAUUUAUUAAAUGCAGAUUAAUCUAUAAUAAAUGAAGAGAUAGUCAAGAUGUCAUUACCAGAAACUAAAGCUGAAAUUAAAGAAUUGAUUUAUGAAUUAAAACGAAUACAAAAUGAAGAAGAAUAGCUGUUAUUGCAUUUUAUUGGAUAAGCUAAAUAAUUAGAUAAUAAUGAUAAAACAACUCCAAAAAGAAUAAAAGAUUAUUUUGAAGGAUUUUAUUAUGAAGUAAUGAUAAGAAAUAAUGAAAAAAAGAAAUUAUAUGAAAAAGUUUUAUUAAGAGAAGAAUAAUUGUAAUUAUCAUAUAAAUAUCAAGGCAGAAGCAUUUAUCUUAAUUAGAAAUUAAUAUGAAUAAAAUUGAAAAGAAUUAUGAAUCUAUAAAAAAAUGGCAUGAAAUUAGAUCAUUAAGAUAAACUGGGUAUUUUAUUUUAAUCUAUUUUAAUAGGAGAUUUAAAAAUAGUACUAGUAAAAUAUAAAAAAUACAAAUUCCAAAUAAUGUUUCAGUUUAAGCAUUAAGUUAGGAUUUCUUAACAAAAAAUGUAAAUAUAUAAUAAUAAGAAUAAUAAUCUGUAUUACAUGAAGAUGUUAUGACUAAACCUAAUGCAAUUACUUCAGGAUAUAAUUUGGAAUAUAAACCUAUUCAAUAUAAAGAAUUAUAAUCAGAUUUAAAAGAAAUUGAAAUAGAUGAAACAAGUGUAUAUGAUUGGAUUGUUGAUAUAGAUUUAAUAACUACUAUUGCUAAAAAUGGUUGGAAAGUAUAUUUAUCAAAGAAAUUUGCAGAUGCAUAAGUCAAAUCAGAAUUAGAAGUACCUAAUUAUGGAUUUACUAAAUAAUAACAUAAAGCUUAAUGGGAAGGUGCAGCUGUUGCAGUUGUAGGUUUAUAUGAUAAAGGAAAAACUUUUGUACUCAAUAAUCUUACUUCUUCUAAUUUACCUUCAGGAAAGAAAGUAACUACAAAAGGUGUCUCAUUUAAACAUGUAAAUGUAGAUUCAGGUACAUAAUUAAUACUUGUUGAUACUGCAGGUAGUUAUUCACCUGUUAAAAUUACAAAUGAAUUAAGUAUUGUAGAAAAAGAAGCUACAGAAAUGUUCAUUACUGAUUUAGUUUUUGAAAUAUCAGAUUAUUUUAUUUGUGUAGUUAAUGAUUUUACUAGUCUUGAUUAAAGAUAUUUAGAUAGAUUGAGUAGAAAUCUUUAAAAUUCUCCAAAUAAAACAUUUAGAGAAAUUAUUGUUAUACAUAAUCUGAAAGAAGUAGAAUCACCUGAAAUCUUAGAACAUGUUUGGAGUACUCAAGUUACUUAAAUCUAUUCAAAUGGAUCUAUUUAAAGAACUAAAGUAGCAUCUAUUAAUCCAAUCAAUAAUUAAUUAUAAGAAAAACAUGUUUUAUGGUUCAAAACUGAAUUUACUAGACAUGUUUGUUUAGUUAAUGAUGAUUCAUAUUUAGGAAUGUCAAUUAAUCCUUGGGUUUUUUCAUUAUUAAGAUAUUGGUUAAAGGCAGUAUUUGUUCCUGUUAAUAGAUAAUUCUCUGUUGUAGAUAGUAUCAUUUAAUUUAGUAAGGUAUUUAGUUAUUCAUUUAAUUCAUUUAGACUAAAUUAUCAUCUUAUUUCAGAACUAUACUUACACUACAGAUUUAAGAUACUGAUGACUUUUUAGUUAAAACUAUUGUUACUUAAUAAGAAGUAUAAGAUAGUAAUGUCAGAAUACCUUAAGUCUCUAUUGAUUCAAGUGGUUUAAUAAUGACAAGACCUGAUAGUUUCUUACCUAAUACUGACAUUAUUGCUACUGAUUAAUAUAUUAUUUAUAUGGAUGUACCUGGAUUAACNUAUAAAAAAUACAAAUUCCAAAUAAUGUUUCAGUUUAAGCAUUAAGUUAGGAUUUCUUAACAAAAAAUGUAAAUAUAUAAUAAUAAGAAUAAUAAUCUGUAUUACAUGAAGAUGUUAUGACUAAACCUAAUGCAAUUACUUCAGGAUAUAAUUUGGAAUAUAAACCUAUUCAAUAUAAAGAAUUAUAAUCAGAUUUAAAAGAAAUUGAAAUAGAUGAAACAAGUGUAUAUGAUUGGAUUGUUGAUAUAGAUUUAAUUACUACUAUUGCUAAAAAUGGUUGGAAAGUAUUUUUAUCAAAGAAAUUUGCAGAUUCAUAAGUCAAAUCAGAAUUAGAAGUACCUAAUUAUGGAUUUACUAAAUAAUAACAUAAAGCUUAAUGGGAAGGUGCAGCUGUUGCAGUUGUAGGUUUAUAUGAUAAAGGAAAAACUUUUGUACUCAAUAAUCUUACUUCUUCUAAUUUACCUUCAGGAAAGAAAGUAACUACAAAAGGUGUCUCAUUUAAACAUGUAAAUGUAGAUUCAGGUACAUAAUUAAUACUUGUUGAUACUGCAGGUAGUUAUUCACCUGUUAAAAUUACAAAUGAAUUAAGUAUAGUAGAAAAAGAAGCUACAGAAAUGUUCAUUACUGAUUUAGUUUUUGAAAUAUCAGAUUAUUUUAUUUGUGUAGUUAAUGAUUUUACUAGUCUUGAUUAAAGAUAUUUAGAUAGAUUGAGUAGAAAUCUUUAAAAUUCUCCAAAUAAAACAUUUAGAGAAAUUAUUGUUAUACAUAAUCUGAAAGAAGUAGAAUCACCUGAAAUCUUAGAACAUGUUUGGAGUACUCAAGUUACUUAAAUCUAUUCAAAUGGAUCUAUUUAAAGAACUAAAGUAGCAUCUAUUAAUCCAAUCAAUAAUUAAUUAUAAGAAAAACAUGUUUUAUGGUUCAAAACUGAAUUUACUAGACAUGUUUGUUUAGUUAAUGAUGAUUCAUAUUUAGGAAUGUCAAUUAAUCCUUGGGUUUUUUCAUUAUUAAGAUAUUGGUUAAAAGCAGUAUUUGUUCCUGUUAAUAGAUAAUUCUCUGUUGUAGAUAGUAUCAUUUAAUUUAGUAAGGUAUUUAGUUAUUCAUUCAUUUCAUUUAGACUAAAUUAUCAUCUUAUUUCAGAACUAUACUUACACUUUAGAUUUAAGAUACUGAUGACUUUUUAGUUAAAACUAUUGUUACUUAAUAAGAAGUAUAAGAUAGUAAUGUCAGAAUACCUUAAGUCUCUAUUGAUUCAAGUGGUUUAAUAAUGACAAGACCUGAUAGUUUCUUACCUAAUACUGACAUUAUUGCUACUGAUUAAUAUAUUAUUUAUAUGGAUGUGCCUGGAUUAACCAAAAAUGAAAUUCUUGUGUAUCGUUAAAAUGUUGUAACUAUUAUUAAAGGAAUACGUAAAAGACCUUAUGAAGUAUUUUAAUUUAUUAAUUAUUAUAAAGUCUGAAAAACUAGAACGUAGUGAACGUAAAUAUGGUGAAUUUGCAUUGUCAUUCAAAAUUCCAGAAAUUUAUGAAAGGAAAUGGAGUACAUUUACAGUUGAAAAUGGAGUAUUGACAAUUGUUUAUGAAAAAGAUAAAGAUGAUUAAAUUGUCAGAUAAAAGAAACAAGAAUGA